Messenger RNA from Erpetoichthys calabaricus (reedfish), 1667 nucleotides. RefSeq names its product phospholipase A1 member A-like. The transcript is spliced from 10 exons. NCBI's taxonomy places the organism in Eukaryota, Metazoa, Chordata, Cladistia, Polypteriformes, Polypteridae. The record is from RefSeq and is a predicted model, not a curated record. Gene Ontology annotation, molecular function: lipase activity. Bases 271 to 1626 code for a protein of 451 amino acids.
ACCCAGUUUGGCUACGAUGCCCACCGAUGUGUUCAGACUCAGACAUCUGGUAGGUCUGUGGCCAUUACACUGUCCACCUCAACUUCACAAAACUAGAACAUCUGGGUCUUCCAGGUUGCUCCAGCAGCAGAUCAGGUGACCAGGUCCCUUCUAAUAAGCCCCGCCCCUUGUUAUCUACACAAAAGGCUGCUGUCUGCUUUAUUUGCAUAUGGCGCUGCUCGAUGUGUCAUACUGGGAGAGCCGAGGGACACUUCCUGCUCGGAGGGUACAAUGUCGAGGACUUUACUGCUGCUCUUUGUCUUCUGUGGGUCACUUUCAGAAAGCCACUUGAGGUGUGUGGACUUCCAGAAUGUGACACCAGAGUCGCUCCAAAUACACAUCAUAGGCUUCAGCUCCACUGACCCCCACUGCACCGUUCGUGUCAAUGCAUCUGAUGUUCUGACUGGGCACCAGUGGGACCCACACCUGCCCACUGUGAUCAUCAUCCAUGGCAGGCGGCCCCCUUUUGUCAGACCACGCUGGGUAGGGGUCAUGGCAAGAGAGCUGUUGGCUGCCCACCACAUCAACAUCUUGGUUGUGGACUGGUUAGCUCCACGCCGCCAGAAUUUGGUCACCGUGGCUUCCAGAGCAGGUGCCCAGUUAGCGCGGACCCUGAGCGCAAUGCAGGAAGAAGGUGCCAGCAUGGCCAGCCUGCACCUGAUUGGCUUCGGAACUGGGGCACACAUCGCAGGCAGUGCAGGAGCCCACCUGCAGGGGGACGUUGGGCGCAUAACAGGUCUUGAUCCCUUCAGACCAUCGUUUCGUCACACAGGAGCUGGACAGCGGCUGGACUACACAGACGCGCAGUUUGUAGACAUCGUCCACACCAACUUUAAAGCCAAUGAACCAGUUGCAGCCCUGGGGACCCGGCAGCCCAUGGGUCAUGUGGACUUCUACGUUGGAAAGGGGCAUCGCCUGCCUGGUUGCCCCCGAGGCUUGCAUGCCAGAGAGCACUUUGUCCUGUGUGACCACCAGAUGUCCCACAGCCUAUUCACACACUCCAUUCGUGCCCACUGUCCGCUGCUCGCCUUCCCCUGCCAUUCUCUUGACGCCUUCUGGCGAGGCCGCUGUGUGGAUUGUCAAGUUUCAGGCCUUGGGACUUGUCCUCAGCUGGGAUACAACACCACCUGGCUGCCCAAGGCUCGCCCGCUGCCUUUCUACAAGCUCCAGUCAUUCCUCGGCUUUAGUCAGCAGCCUUCCCACUGUGUUGCCUAUUUCUUGCUGACAGUAGAGACUGGGGGCGAUCACAGGCUGCGAGGGUACCCGUUGGUCAAGCUGGUGGGAAGGCAGGUUCAAACAUCAGUCUUACUGCUGUCAAACUCCCCAGUUACCUUUGUGCCAGGGAAACAGUACCAGUUUCUAGUGGCAGCAGACACAGAAGGAACCUUCCGGAUGCUGCUACUGGAAGUCUACACGGGGCGCCUGGUGCUGCAACCUUGGAGGAAGAGAUGGCUUUGGAUUGAUUGGCUCAUCCUGACACGUCUGCCCAAAGACCGUGGGACUGUCUACUCGGCAUACGGAGUGGCAGUCACAGAGGGCACCACCCAGAGGAUCCAGUUAAGGAGGGAUGGGGGUCAAUCUGACUGAUGUUUUGGAAAUGACAAGAAAUGCCAAUAAAGAAAAACAUG